Molecule: messenger RNA, 417 nt
Organism: Sciurus carolinensis (gray squirrel)
Lineage: Eukaryota; Metazoa; Chordata; Mammalia; Rodentia; Sciuridae
Product: protein Mdm4-like
Exons: 1
Coding region: 34-417 (127 amino acids)
Biological process (GO): negative regulation of apoptotic process; regulation of cell cycle
Cellular component (GO): nucleus
Molecular function (GO): ubiquitin protein ligase activity
Source: RefSeq, a predicted model, not a curated record
UUAUCAACAAACUGCAGUAUCUUCAGAGUCAAAAUGACAUCAUAUUCCACCUCUGCCCAGUGUUCAGCAUCUGACAGUGCUUGCAGAAUCUCUCCAGAACGAAUCAGUAAGGUACGACCAAAAUUGCCACUUUUGAAGAUUCUGCAGGCAGCAGGUGCACAAGGUGAAAUGUUCACUAUUAAAGAGGUAAUGCACUAUCUAGGCCAGUAUAUAAUAGUGAAGCAGCUUUAUGAUCAACAGGAGAAGCAUAUGGUAUAUUGUGGAAGAGAUCUUUUGGGAGAACUACUGGGACAUCAACGCUUCUCCGUGAAAGAUCCAAGCCCUCUAUAUGAUAUGCUAAGAAAGAAUCUUAUCACUUUAACCACUGCCACUACAGCAAAGUACAGAGGAAAGUUUCAGUUCCAGAAAAAGAACUGA